AUGAGCGAGGAUCAAAAAAUUAUUGAACACGAGGGCGUUAAAUAUUAUAAAAAGGAAGGUCAAUGGCAUCGUUUGGUUCCAAUCGAAGAAGACAAAGUGCCUGCUACUAAAAAAUGCAAAUUAAACCUUCAACCAGAAAUUCUGUUUGAUAUAUUUAAAUUUCUCAACUUUGUUCAAUUAUUGGCUGUUCAAGAAACAAAUUUUUAUUUCAAAAAUUUUAUUGACAAAUAUGGGAAGGAACUGGCGAGGAAGAAAUACGAAUUUCUUUUUUUUGUGCUAUAUUGUGAAUUUCAAGAUCAGGGACAUAAAUUUGUUGGACUGGAACCUAAUGAUUUUCAAUUGAGUGAACAACUUGAGGAAAAGUGGAAACGUGCAAUAGAAGAGUCAAUUCCAAUGUUUUUAACAUGGCCUGGCUGUACAUAUGAACUGGGGGAAGAAGAUAUUGUUGUUUGUGAUUUGGGACAAGGUUAUGUCAACGAGUUUGACGAUUUUUUCCCAACUAAGUCAUACUGUUUACAUUUACCAUGGAUUCCAAAAAGUAUAGAGGAUAUGAAAAUUGCUCGAUCUUUAUUCCAACUACUUUUUAACUGUGCUUUCGAAAUGGUUGAGCUUGAUUUUACUGUAAUUAAUCCACAAAUGAUCCAAUUAUUGUUUGAUGAAGAUAAAACAAAUAUGCCUUUACAAAUACAUUCACAACGAAUUGUUCUAUUUCCCUGCGGGAAUCAUGUUUUCGACUUGGUUUUGAAUCAUCUGUUUUCUAAAGAACUUAAAUUCUAUAUUGAUAAUGCAUAUGCCGAUGAUGUAGAAGAAAAAUUGGACGUUGUAUUCAAAAUUUUGGCAAAUGGAGGAAAUAAAAUUUCAAUGAUUACUUGUCAAAAUACUCAUUCUAAAUUUUACAAUUUCAUUAUAAAGGUUUGUAAAAAAUAA
Molecule: messenger RNA, 927 nt
Organism: Meloidogyne enterolobii
Lineage: Eukaryota; Metazoa; Nematoda; Chromadorea; Rhabditida; Meloidogynidae
Source: the annotation of a GenBank genome assembly